AGUUCCACUUUAGCAUUCAUUUUGCAAUCAUUUCUCUUCUUCCCAUCUCUUCCAAGUCUCCAGUGUUCUUGCAACAUUGCCAUGUCAUUAUACAAAAACUCGCGUAACUCUUUCUUUAUUCUUCUCUUCCUUCUGGUUCCUCCAAUAAACUCAAUCUACUUUAACAAAUCUCGCUUUGAACCCCAGGACAGUGAAAUCAUACUGGAAGGUGAUGCCGCUACUGCCAUAGGUACCAUUGAAUUGAUCAACAGAAAUAGUUACACUUGUCGUGUUGGCCGAGCUACUUAUUUCGAUCAGGUACCCUUGUGGGACUCGGUCACCGGAGAAGUCACACACUUUGUCACUCAUUUCACCUUUUCCGUUGAAAAAACAACACCGAAAUAUGGUGCUGGACUUGCCUUCUUUAUUGCUCCUGUUGGUUAUCCAAUCCCUCCGAAUUCACCAGGUGGAUUUCUUGGCCUUUUUAACACAACAACAACUGAUGAUACUUCUCGCAAUCAAAUCAUCCAUGUGGAAUUUGAUUCCUUUCCAAAUGAAGAGUGGGAACCAGAUUUUACACAUGUUGGGAUUAAUAAUAAUUCCAUCAAGUCUGCUGUUUCAACUUUUUGGAAGGCUAGCUUGCAUAGCCAGGAAACUGGUAGCGCGUGGAUCACGUACAAUGCUACUGCUAAGAAUCUCAGCGUAUACUGGACAUAUGAUAAUAAUCCUGUUUAUCAAGGAGAAUCUCUUCUAUCAUACCAAGUCGAUUUGAAGCAGAUUUUACCAGAACGAGUUACCAUAGGAUUCUCCGCUGGUACCGGUAUGUUUAGUGGGCGGCAUAUUCUUUUGUCAUGGGAUUUCAAUUCAAGUUUGGCAGUUCAGGAGAAAAAAGUACCAAAUGAAAAGCCGAAUGAAAAGCCAUAUGAAAAGCCAAAUGUCAAAUUGAUAAUUGGAUUAUCUGUGGCCGGAACUGCUUUGGUAGGAUGCGCUCUUGCUUUAGUUCUGGUUUGCCUGAUGAGGUCGAAAAGACGGCGAGCUAGAAAAGAGAAAUUAAACUUCACAUCUGACUUUGAAAGAGGUACUGGUCCAAGGAGGUUCUUGCUUAGGGAACUAGUUUCAGCUACAAACAACUUCUCGGAGGAAAGAAAACUAGGAGAAGGUGGAUUUGGAGGCGUCUAUAGGGGAUUUAUAAAUGAAAUGGAUUUGGCAAUUGCCGUGAAGAAGAUCUCUAGUGGAUCUAGACAGGGUCAGAAGGAGUAUAUAACUGAGGUCAGGAUCAUCAGCCGGUUGAGACACAGAAAUUUGGUGCAGCUCAUAGGCUGGUGUCACGAGAGCGGCGAGUUUCUGCUUGUUUAUGAAUUGAUGCCUAAUGGUAGUCUAGAUGCUCAUCUCUUCGGACGAAGAACCCCUCUUAUGUGGGCUGUCAGAUACAAAAUAGCACUCGGGUUAGCCUCGGCACUGCUCUACCUUCAUGAAGAAGGUGAGCAAUGCGUAGUCCAUCGUGAUAUCAAAUCAAGCAACAUAAUGUUGGAUUCAAAUUUCAAUGCAAAGCUCGGUGAUUUUGGUCUAGCUCGGCUCACGGAUCAUGGAUUAGGUCUCCAAUCAACAGGGUUAGCUGGGACAUUAGGCUAUUUAGCACCAGAAUACGUGAACACAGGCAAGGCAAGUAAAGAAUCUGAUGUUUUUAGCUUUGGUGUAGUAUGUUUAGAAAUUGCUUGUGGGAGAAAAUCAAUUGACUAUAUGGAAGAGGUUUCUAACGUAGGCUUAGUAGAGUGGGUUUGGGAUCUAUAUGGGAGAGAUGCGAUUUUGGCUGCGACAGACCACAAACUAAACCUGGAAUUUGAAGCAAACCAAGCUGAAUGUUUGAUGGUUGUGGGUUUGUGGUGCGCACACCCAGAUCGAAGUUCUAGACCUUCGAUCAGACAAGCAAUUCAAGCACUUAAUAUGGAAGCAAGUAUUCCAUCUCUCCCUACAAAAAUGCCGGUGCCUACAUAUCUUGUACCAGUACCUGAACUUGAUAUUAUUUCUAGUGAACGAAAUUCUAUCACUACCACAAGCAUGGACAUAGGUCGUUAAAUAUAGACUGAACUUUCAUCUUGUUAGGUGCCCUUAUAAACUGUUGAGUCUGAACUUUCAUUUGCUUGUUAGGUUUUCAACUUUUGUUUUUCGGUUGUGUACUUUUCAAUAAUGUUAUGCAUUUUUUGGUGUUGAACUUGUCCGCUCUUGUGUUCUUCAGGAUGAUUAUAAUGCAA
Papaver somniferum (opium poppy) is the source of this 2231-nucleotide messenger RNA. RefSeq names its product L-type lectin-domain containing receptor kinase IX.1-like. The record is from RefSeq and is a predicted model, not a curated record. Gene Ontology annotation, biological process: protein phosphorylation. Lineage: Eukaryota; Viridiplantae; Streptophyta; Magnoliopsida; Ranunculales; Papaveraceae. The transcript has a single exon. Gene Ontology annotation, cellular component: plasma membrane. Bases 82 to 2055 code for a protein of 657 amino acids. Gene Ontology annotation, molecular function: protein kinase activity; carbohydrate binding; ATP binding.